Messenger RNA from Hypoxylon fragiforme, 756 nucleotides. RefSeq lists its product as uncharacterized. NCBI's taxonomy places the organism in Eukaryota, Fungi, Ascomycota, Sordariomycetes, Xylariales, Hypoxylaceae. Bases 1 to 756 code for a protein of 251 amino acids. The record is from RefSeq and is a predicted model, not a curated record. The transcript is spliced from 2 exons.
AUGGCUCAACUAAAAGUAGAUACACAUGAUCAAGAUUUCGUCAAGUCUAUCUCUCAAUUAUUGUCAGAUGCCGGCGUACCUUCAGUUUUAUGGGGUGAUUAUCUCCUUACUGUGUACGGAGUACCGUCUGUCAUAGGGGGAAUCGAUUUCAUUAUCCCUGAUGAAAAGCUCCCAGCCGCCGUGGCCGCGCUGAAAAGAUCUAAUCUAAGAAGAUGCCCGGACCCUAGAUUAUGCGCUGUAUCUCGUGAGGAUACACCACAACCAGCCCCAUCUUUCCAUAUGCAUAUUGGAACGUCGGAAUUGGAUGUUUCUAUACGAGCGCGUUCUAAAACCCUAUGGUUUAUUCCACCUGUUCCUGAGAAUUUAUAUAGCGAUACUAGGCCACAAGAUUCGCGCUACAUUUUCGCUUCUGAUGAUUCUAUCCUUCCACCUCCUAGACAUGGCAGGGGUCGCGGUGCCUUCUCAAAAGAGGGGUUUCCUGUUGUCGUCCCGACUGCACACACCAUGCUUGAGGCGUACAUGCGCCUAUCGAUUGCACAUCGGGACGAAUAUGGCGGCUUUUACAUCAGUAUGAUGGCAUAUGUUGCCCAGUACAUCGAUGCGGACGGACUCUUGAACGAUACAAAGCUACCGGAAUCAUGCCGUGAAUUCUGGCAUGAUUUCAAACUCGGCCAGCGAAGAACUAGGGAAAUGAUGGAUGAACUCCAGAACUACUUUGACAACGAAAGUACGGGGGAAAGACGUGGUGGUCGGUAG